AAUUAAAGACUAAAAUUAAUUGGCAAGUGAAAGGUAAACAGGGGUGUUGGCUACUAAACCGUUCGAGUUCUGGAAAGAAUUCUUCAAGCAAAAAUGGAACCAGGCAAGUCCCAAGCUCCUUCUCCUCAUAUACUCAUCUUCCCCCUCCCAAUUCAAGGCCCUGUAAACGCCAUGCUUAAGCUGGCUGAACUCUGUGCCACAGCGGGCCUAAAAGUUACUUUCCUCAACUCUGAGUACAACCACAGCCGCCUGGUUCGUUUUGCCAAUAUUCCUUCCCGUUUCGAUAAAUAUCCUGGAUUCGAGUUCAGGACUAUUUCUGAUGGUCUUCCAGGGGAUCAUCCAAGGUCAGGCAAUCGGUUAAUGGAAAUUUUUGAAGCUAUGAACAUGAGAACCAAGCCGCUUUUGAAAGAUAUGUUGGUCGAGAUGAUCCCACCGGUGGAUUGCAUUAUAGGAGAUGGGAUUUUGGAGUUUGUUCUUGAUGUUGCUAAUGAACUUGGAAUUCCCAUCAUUAACUGUCGUACUAUUGGUGCUUGUUUCUUGUGGUCAAAUUAUUCCAUCCCUGAUAUGAUUGAAGCUGGGGAGCUCCCAAUCAAAGGAAGUGAAGACAUGGAUCGGCCAAUAACAGCCGUGCCAGGCAUGGAGAAAUUUCUUAGGUGCCGAGAUCUUCCGAGUUUCUGUCGAGCCAGUAACAUGUCAGAUUCAACUCUCCUACGGUACGGUACAGUGACACGAAAGAGCUUUACUGCCAGUGGAGUUAUACUCAACACAUUUGAAGAACUUGAAGGACCAAUAUUGUCUCAAAUACGCAGCAAAUGCCCCAAUGUUUACACCAUUGGACCUCUUAAUGAACACUUCAAGACAAGGAUGAGCCUGGAAAAUGGGGUGUCGUCUCAAUCUUCAAACUAUUUUUGGGAAGUGGACAGAAGUUGCAUGUCAUGGCUUGAUAGGCAACCAAAUCAAUCAGUUGUUUAUGUAAGUUUUGGUAGCAUUGCUGUGAUGUCAGAUGAGCAAAUUAUGGAGUUUUGGCAUGGGCUUGUCAACAGUAAAAGGAGAUUUCUGUGGGUUGUAAGGCCAGAUUCCGUGGCUGGAAAAGGCUUCCAGGGAGAGGAUACUCCCAAAGAGCUUGUGGAAGGGACUAAGGACAGAGGGUACAUUGUUGGUUGGGCCGCGCAAGAGGAGGUCUUAAGCCACCGUGCUGUCGGUGGGUUCUUGACUCACAGUGGGUGGAACUCGACCAUGGAGAGCAUAGUGGCAGGGGUGCCUAUGUUAUGCUGGCCUUACUUUGCUGAUCAGCAACUGAAUAGUAGAUUUGUGGGUGAAGUGUGGAAACUAGGGAUAGACAUGAAAGAUGUUUGUGAUAGGAAAGUUGUUGAGAAAAUGGUGAAUGAUCUGAUGGUGGAAAGAAAGGAUGAGUUUGUGAAAUCAGCUGCUGCAAUGGCUAGUUUGGCCAAAGAUUGUGUCAGUGUUGGUGGUCCUUCUUAUUGUAAUUUCGAUCGUCUGAUCGAGGACAUAAAAACCAUAAGCUUGAAGAAUCAUGAUUAGUUGAUAGUUGCUGUCAGAGUUAUGCGGUUGAUGUAUUAAAAUAAGUUGCAAUCACAUGGUGUUCUUCUA
Messenger RNA from Theobroma cacao (cacao), 1611 nucleotides. Its product is annotated as 7-deoxyloganetic acid glucosyltransferase-like. The record is from RefSeq and is a predicted model, not a curated record. NCBI's taxonomy places the organism in Eukaryota, Viridiplantae, Streptophyta, Magnoliopsida, Malvales, Malvaceae. Gene Ontology annotation, molecular function: quercetin 7-O-glucosyltransferase activity; quercetin 3-O-glucosyltransferase activity.